Molecule: messenger RNA, 1392 nt
Organism: Saccharomyces paradoxus
Lineage: Eukaryota; Fungi; Ascomycota; Saccharomycetes; Saccharomycetales; Saccharomycetaceae
Gene: NUP49
Product: FG-nucleoporin NUP49
Exons: 1
Coding region: 1-1392 (463 amino acids)
Biological process (GO): nucleocytoplasmic transport
Cellular component (GO): nuclear pore
Molecular function (GO): structural constituent of nuclear pore
Source: RefSeq, a predicted model, not a curated record
AUGUUUGGAUUAAAUAAGGCAUCUUCGACACCUGCAGGUGGGCUGUUUGGUCAGGCCAGUGGAGCCAGUACUGGAAAUGCGAAUACUGGAUUUUCGUUUGGUGGGACUCAAGCUGGACAAAACACGGGUCCCAGUGCAGGUGGGCUAUUUGGCGCUAAACCUGCCGGAUCUGCUGGCGGGUUAGGUGCAUCGUUUGGCCAGCAGCAGCAACAACAACCUCAGACGAAUGCAUUUGGAGGAGGCGCCACCACCGGGGGAGGUCUUUUCGGUAACAAAUCUAAUAACACGGCAAGCACUGGCGGUGGGUUGUUCGGCGCUAAUUCCAACAAUAACUCUGGUGGUUUAUUUGGUUCCACCACCGCACCGACGAGCGGUAGUUUGUUCGCUAAUAAUAAUAAUAGUAGUAGUAUGAAUAGUGCAAACACCGGACUAUUUGAUUCUAAACCUGUAGGAGGCUCUUCUUUGUUCGGCAAUACAAGCACCUCUUCAGCCCCUGCACAGAGCCAGGGUAUGUUUGGUGCCAAGCCGGCAGGUGCAUCACUAUUCGGAAAUAACGCAGGUAAUACGACCACUGGUGGAGGGUUGUUUGGUUCCAAACCGACGGGAACAACGUCUUUGUUUGGUUCAUCAAAUAGCAACAACAACAACAACAACACGAGUGCGCCAGGCGGGCUAUUCGGUAAUCAGCAGCAGCAACUACAGCAACAACCACAAGUGCAGUGUGCAUUGCAGAAUCUAUCCCAACUCCCUAUCACGCCAAUGACACGGAUUUCCGAGCUGCCACCUCAAAUACGUCAAGAAAUUGAACAGCUUGAUCAAUACAUUCAAAAACAAGUGCAGAUCUCGCACCAUUUGAAGGCAGAUACAACCGAUCACGAUGAAUUGAUAGAUUCCAUUCCCCGUGAUGUUGCAUACCUACUGAAGUCAGAAUCUGCAACAAGUCAAUAUUUAAAGCAAGACUUGAAGAAAAUAUCCUCAUUUAAAUCACUGAUCGAUGAAGACCUUUUAGACACGCAAACUUUUUCUGUGCUCUUACAGCAACUAUUAACCCCAGGCAGCAAAAUUUCUUCUAAUGACUUGGACAGAUUCUUCCAAAAGAAAAUUCACCUCUAUGAGAAAAAGUUGGAGGAUUACUGUCGUAUUCUCUCGGAUAUAGAAACUGCGGUAAAUGGCAUUGAUACAGACUUAUUUGGCGCACCAAAUAAUGCUAAUUCUACAGCCAUCACAGCAGACCUAGUUUCAUCCGAAGCAGAAAAUCUGCUGCAGUUAAAGACAGGAAUAGCUGCUAUAGUUUCUACUGUCAUUGAAGAAUUCACACUGUUUAUGGAUAUCGCUGAGAGAAUCGCUGUGCUGCACCAGAAAACGAAAACACUGGCAUCGUUGAGCAUAUGA